AUGGAUGAUGCUGGUGAAACUCAAGUCAAUACGAUAAGAGCUACAGUGUCAGAUGACAAGAAGAAAGGGAGAAAUGGGAUCAGUAUUGGACAAUGGAUAAAGCUGGGACUGAAGAAUUCGGCAAUACCGAGAAAGAGAGAAGACGGAUACUACGUCCGCCUUCCUUGGAAAGAGCGAUAUCAAUACCUUCCGGACAAUAAAGCACUCGCCCAGAAACGUCUAGUCAGCGUAUGGGCUUCAUUACGAAAGGAUGUCAACAUUCUGAAUCAAUAUAACGUGUUCCAAGAACAACUGGUUAACAAUAUAAUCAAAAUAGUGGACGAAACAGCACAAACCCAAGGAAAUAAAGUCCACUACAUCUCUCAUCAGCCCGUCUUUACUCCGAACAAAGCGACAACCAAGCUACGGAUAGUCUUCGAUGCGUCGGCACACUAUAAAGGAAUCGGACAAAUCGCAAUAAUAUCAGAUGUAGAGAAGACUUCUCUACAAGUACGACUACAAAAAGUAGAUCGUGAUGCAACUCGAUGUCUCUGGCUUAGAGACCAUAACUCGUCUCCUACACUGGACAAUAUCCAAACGUUCAGAUUCACCAGGGUUACAUUCGGAAUCAAGUCGUCUCCAUUCCUGCUGGCAGGGACAACGUACUAUCAUCUCGACAACCAUACCGAAGAAGCACCUUUGUGCCAAAAAAUAAAGAAGAACUCAUACGUCGACAACUUAAUCCUGACAACCGAUACACUGGAGGAUGCCGUCAAUAUUUAUGAUAAGUCAAAACAACUGUUUCAAGAGAUUUACAUGGACCUACGGGAACUCACUUCAAACAAUACCCGUCUAAUGGAGGUAAUAAAAGAAAGUGACAAGUCGACGCAACAGUGUCCCAAAGUGCUAGGAAUUGUAUGGGAUGAGUCUCGAGAUAUGAUCCAACUUUCUUGUCACCCACCAAUACACUCGGACGUCACGAAAAGACGCGUGAUGGGCACGAUCGCAGCAAUCUACGAUCCACUCGGAUGGUUAGUCUCACUCCUUCACCAAGCAAAAGUCUUCCUUCGAGACUUAUGGAGGCAACAAUAUGAUUGGGAUACUCCACUCCCCGCUGAUAAACAACAGGAGUGGCAUCAAAUUACCAAUUUUAUUUCCGGGUUCGAGAAGAACUUACCUCGGUUCUUAGCACCAAAAGGAAGUACAAACCUCUUGGUGACAUUUUCCGAUGCCAGUUCCAACACGAUAGCCGCUUGCGUAUACCUAUACCAAGAUAAUCGCGCAAAUCUCAUUAUGGCCAAAUCGAAACUUCCAUCGAUCCAGGUACAAUAUACAUUACCCAAAUUGGAGCUUAAUGCAAUGACAUUAGCAAUGCGUCUCACCAAUUCGUACUUUUUCAAUUUGCACCUUUUGGUCCGAUUCGGUUAUGUGGCCUCUCAUGAUAAUCCCGCCGAUUGUGGGACAAGAGGCCCAUCCAAAGAUGAGUUCACUACGCAUUUUUGGUGGACAGGCCCUCAAUUCUUGGAAUUACCACCCUCAGACUGA
This is a messenger RNA of Necator americanus (New World hookworm), 1524 nucleotides long. RefSeq lists its product as uncharacterized. The coding region runs from base 1 to 1524 and encodes 507 amino acids. Lineage: Eukaryota; Metazoa; Nematoda; Chromadorea; Rhabditida; Ancylostomatidae. The record is from RefSeq and is a predicted model, not a curated record. The transcript has 3 exons.